Humulus lupulus (European hop) is the source of this 1110-nucleotide messenger RNA. Its product is annotated as nucleoside diphosphate kinase 2, chloroplastic. Gene Ontology annotation, molecular function: nucleoside diphosphate kinase activity. The transcript is spliced from 7 exons. NCBI's taxonomy places the organism in Eukaryota, Viridiplantae, Streptophyta, Magnoliopsida, Rosales, Cannabaceae. Gene Ontology annotation, biological process: CTP biosynthetic process; UTP biosynthetic process; GTP biosynthetic process. The record is from RefSeq and is a predicted model, not a curated record. Bases 24 to 713 code for a protein of 229 amino acids.
UGGAGAAAAGCAAGAGAGAGAGAAUGGAGGCUGUAACUGUGUUUGGCGGAGGAAGACCGUGCCUUUCUUCCUCAUCUAUUCGGAGCUCCCAACCUGAGAGAACUUGCAGCUUAUCCUGCUCCCACAAACCUAUCAUACGCACCCAAUACCGCCAUUUAGCUGCAUUUUCUUCUAAUUCACAUCUCUUCUCUAAUAUCUCAUCACGUAAAACCCUUACCAAACCCCAUAUUUUCCUUCCUCACUUGGUUGCUUCCUUGGAAAAUGUUGAGGAGUCUUACAUAAUGAUAAAACCAGAUGGAGUUCAACGUGGCCUUGUUGGAGAGAUAAUUUCAAGGUUUGAAAAGAAGGGGUUUAAAUUGAUAGGACUAAAGCUCUUCCAGUGCCCCAAAGAAUUAGCCGAGGAGCAUUAUAAGGAUCUCAGUGCUAAGCCAUUCUUCCCGACACUGAUUGACUAUAUUACAUCAGGUCCAGUUGUGUGUAUGGCAUGGGAGGGUGUUGGCGUUGUGGCUUCAGCUCGUAAGUUAAUAGGGUCUACAAAUCCUCUCCAAGCAGAACCUGGAACUAUAAGAGGGGAUCUUGCUGUGCAAACUGGAAGGAAUGUGGUUCAUGGGAGUGACAGCCCUGAAAAUGGCAAGCGUGAAAUAGCUCUCUGGUUUAACGAGGGUGAAGUGAUUCAGUGGACAUCAACUCUGGCCCCAUGGCUAAGGGAGUGAUCCUUCAUCGAAGAUCAAACUGAGGCCUGUAAUUUUGGAGGUUAUUUUGUUCACCUAGGGUACUCAAUCCAUUUUCGCAAAUUCAAUAUUUUACAUGUCUGUUGAGUUUGUUUAUCGGAUAAUAAUUGAUGGUGUUGAUUCCUUUCAAUUUGACUGUAAAACUGUAAGAGAAAAAAAUGAUACUCACAUCUUUCGCAAUAAGAAAGGGAAAGUGAUAAUUAAAUCUGAUAAUAAGUUGUUUUGUUUGUCUAGUGCUUUCUCUAUAAAGUAAAUGACAUUUGACCAGAACUUUGUUCAUCAACAGGUUUAUUAGAGCAUAAUCUUUAAGCUUGAAUUGGAGGGUUGUAUUGUAUUAAACAUAAUCAUGCAAGUACUUAAUGCAAUUUGAAUUUGUUGA